Molecule: messenger RNA, 2337 nt
Organism: Protopterus annectens (West African lungfish)
Lineage: Eukaryota; Metazoa; Chordata; Ceratodontiformes; Protopteridae
Gene: TMEM91
Product: transmembrane protein 91
Exons: 4
Coding region: 561-1319 (252 amino acids)
Cellular component (GO): intracellular membrane-bounded organelle; membrane
Source: RefSeq, a predicted model, not a curated record
CUCUUUAGGACCCCGGGGACACCUCUCUGCGGCAGCAAUAGCUGCAGCGCGGACGAUUAAGAAACGGAGUUCUAAACCAGCGCGAGCAUUCCUCGAGGUAGGGGAUAGCAGCGAGCCUGGCAAACUAUUAUACACCCCUGCAACAGGAUACACGUUGCUCAACCUUGCCAACUUCCCAACGAGCCUUACUUUCUUCUCUGCAUUUUAUGGAUUGGUGUUGUGUGGCACAGAGAAGCAGAGUGAGGAUUGGUGUGUGGCACAGAGAAGCAGUGUGAAUCGGUAUGAGUCUCUUGCAGUAGCGCUGCACGGAAAUUUGCACCAGAUGGAACACUGAGGGGGUGACAUCCCCCCCAACUUGUGCAUCUAAGUUUGGUGACUUACUGACUGAAGGGUCUAAGGGUGUAUGUAACAGGAUACCUUGUCCUCUGUCAUGCCUGGUGGCAGUGGCUCUGAAAAGAAGAUGGCAAACAUACAGCAAGACCUUGGAAAAUUGUUAAAUUAGAAGAAAGACUGGCUGCCAUAUUUCUCACAUAUUAGAACAGCACUUUCCUCUCUCCAUAAUGGAGGACAUUUAUGAACUGCAGCAUCCAUUGCUUGAUAAGUGUUCUGACACCAGUAUAUUAAAUGGAGCUAGGAUGGAAAGGGAGUGCUGUGAGGUAGUAAAGGAAAGACAAAGCUUAUUUCCUCAGCAGCUAUGGAAAUGCAUUUCUCAGGGCACCUUCUCCCAAAGCAGUCCAAGUAUGGAACUCAGACAACAGCUUUUGGAUGCUGGCACUCUCCGCAGAACUGUGCAGCCUUACUGCAGCCCGGACCCUGCUGUAUAUUCAGACUUGGGCCUCUGGAAGGCUACAGAACCCCACAUGUGGAAGAAAAAGGACUACAUUGAGACUGCCUUUGUUGGCCUAAACAAUGGGAUUAAAGAGAAUGGAGAUGGCAUGAACAAGAAACUUUUGUCCGAACAGGACAUCCACACCGUGUCUUAUGAAGUGGGAGAUGAGGAGCUACCAGACAUAGAGAAUAACUCAUCCAGCGAGAGUGAUACAGACAGUGAAAGCAAUUUUUCUGUGAUCAUCCCACAUGACUACCUUGGGCUAGCUGUCUUCUCUAUGCUUUGCUGUUUCUGGCCUUUGGGAAUUGCAGCAUUUUAUUUGUCUCAGAAGACCAACAAGGCUUCAGCAAAAGGAGACUUCCAUGGUGCUGACUCUGCUUCUCGUCAAGCAUUCUGCAUGGCUGUUCUUUCGAUAAUGCUCGGGAUCUGCACAUAUAUUGGAGCAAUGCUGGCACUUGUAGCCUAUUUAUCUAACAAGGAAUCAGCUUAGAACAGUGAUUAUACCAGGAUGGUAGUCUGCAAUCAAAACAGCAUGCAAUAAACAAGGAGAGAAAAAAAAAAGUAAUUCACUCCAUCCUGGCAUUUAAUAAUCAACUGCUUGGAAUGUCACACUGGCCUUGCUGUUUAUGCCUAAUAGACCUUUUUAUGGGAAGGCAUUAUCUAUAUGUUUUAUAUCUGUGUUACUGUAAAGGGCACCGUAUGCAGUAAUAUGAUAUGUCACUGGACCACACACACACACACACACACACACACACACACACACACACACACUCACAUAUAUAUACACAUGAAUGGAAUAAGAUAAAGUGAGCAUAAAAACUUACCAAACAAUGAUGUAAUUAAAUGUAGAGUAUCAACAAUAAAAUAUAUUUAGGUACCAGACUGGUGAAACGUCAUUAUACUAAUUCUACAAACUUUUAUUUUAAAAGGAUCAAUGUAAGUUUCACAUUUGUCAUGAUUUCCCACUCUACUUUUCUAGAGGAAGGCAAAGUAUUUGUGGUAGUGUUGUGUAGUGCUGAAACCUAAGAAGAGCUGUGUUUAUCUUAAAUAUUGCACUGCCCUUGGAUUGUACAUGCCAGUCCUGUAAAUGCCUGUAAAACAUUUUUUAAGUAAUAAUACAUAAACAAGUGUAAUUCUAAAUGCAGCAACAUUGCAAAUGGAAAAAAAACAAGCCAUUGGAAGUUAAUACUUAAAUAAAUUUUACCUGGCUGUCUGUUUUUUAUUUUUUAUUCCACUUUUGGUAAAAUGUAAUAAUUUGAUGUAGUGUGUGUCAGAAGUCCAUUGAAUGCUAAUAAAAGUGUAUGUCCUAGUGCCAGUUAUAAUGAGAGUAUGGUAUGCUCACUUUCAUAAUUCAUUUAUAGUAGCCAUCUUCCAUGCUCAGCAUGUCUGCUAAACAAAGAGGUGGGUGGGCACCUCUGAACAUUAUUAGUACACAUCAUCCUUAUGUGCCCAAGACUCAUCCGUUAGGCAGUCAUGGGAAGUUAUGUUUGUUUGUUUUUUUAGUAAAA